Oncorhynchus keta (chum salmon) is the source of this 6268-nucleotide messenger RNA. RefSeq names its product glutamate receptor, ionotropic, N-methyl D-aspartate 2A, a (gene grin2aa). Gene Ontology annotation, cellular component: plasma membrane; NMDA selective glutamate receptor complex; postsynaptic density membrane. Lineage: Eukaryota; Metazoa; Chordata; Actinopteri; Salmoniformes; Salmonidae. The record is from RefSeq and is a predicted model, not a curated record. The transcript has 9 exons. Gene Ontology annotation, biological process: excitatory postsynaptic potential; monoatomic ion transport; long-term synaptic potentiation. Gene Ontology annotation, molecular function: NMDA glutamate receptor activity; transmitter-gated monoatomic ion channel activity involved in regulation of postsynaptic membrane potential. The coding region runs from base 1 to 3231 and encodes 1076 amino acids.
AUGUCAUUAUUUCUGCGUUUCCACAGCAACACCACAGAGGCGGGCGGGACCUACAUUAAAAAGUGCUGUAAAGGAUUCUGCAUCGACAUCCUGAAGAAGAUCGCGAAGUACGUAAAGUUCACCUACGAUCUCUACCUGGUUACCAACGGUAAACAUGGGAAGAAGAUCAACAACGUGUGGAACGGGAUGGUGGGAGAGGUGGUCUAUAAGAAAGCUGUCAUGGCCGUCGGCUCUCUGACGAUCAAUGAGGAGCGUUCUGAGGUCAUCGAUUUCUCCGUCCCGUUCGUGGAAACUGGAAUAAGUGUCAUGGUCUCCCGUAGCAACGGAACCGUCUCCCCGUCCGCCUUUCUUGAGCCGUUCAGUGCGACGGUGUGGAUCAUGAUGUUUGUGAUGCUGUUGUUGGUAACAGCGAUGGCUGUGUUCAUGUUUGAAUACAUCAGCCCUCUGGGCUUUAACAGGAACCUGGCACAGGGUAGAGACCCCCACGGCCCAUCGUUCACUAUGGGUAAGGCGGUGUGGCUGCUGUGGGGUCUGGUGUUCAACAACUCUGUCCCGGUUCAGAACCCUAAAGGCACCACCAGUAAGUUCAUAGUGUCGGUGUGGGCCUUCUUCGCCGUCAUCUUCCUGGCCUCUUACACAGCCAACCUGGCUGCCUUCAUGAUCCAGGAGGAGUUUGUAGACCAGGUCACGGGACUGUCUGACAACAAGUUCCAGAACCCGUAUGCGUACUCCCCUCCGUUCCGUUUUGGGACGGUCCCCAACGGUUCAACGGAGAGGAACAUCAGGAAGAAUUACCCUAACAUGCACGAGUACCUGUCCAAGUACCACCAGACAGGGGUUCAGGACGCUCUGGUCAGCCUGAAGACGGGUAAACUGGAUGCCUUCAUCUACGAUGCUGCUGUGUUGAACUAUGCAGCGGGUCGAGACGAGGGCUGUAAGCUGGUCACCAUCGGCAGUGGAUACAUCUUCGCCACCACCGGCUACGGCAUCGCUCUGCAUAAAGGGUCCUACUGGAAACGCCAGGUGGAUCUGGCUAUACUGGCUAUUAUAGGAGACGGUGAGAUGGAGGAGCUGGAAGCUCAGUGGCUAACGGGGAUCUGUCACCAUGAGAAGAACGAGGUGAUGUCCAGUCAGCUGGACGUUGACAACAUGGCCGGAGUGUUUUACAUGCUGGCUACCGCAAUGGGACUGUCUCUCAUUACCUUCAUAUCAGAGCAUCUCUUCUACUGGAGGUUGAGAUACUGUUUCACUGGAGUCUGUACGGGAACACCGGGACUACUGUUCUCUAUCAGCAGGGGGAUUUGGAGUUGUAUCCACGGGGUUCACAUCGACAUGAAAAAGAAGUCCGAGCUGGAUUUUAGCCCUCAGGCUAACAUGUUGAAGCUCAUCAAGUCAGCCAAACAGAUGACCAACAUGUCCAACCUGUCUGCGUCCAGGAUUAAUUCCCCCAAGCGUGCGGCUGAGUUCAUGCACUCGGCGGGGCCCAUGAUCAUGGAUAUGAUGGCUGAGAAAGGUAACUUCAUCUACGCCGACAAUCGAAGCUACGCCCCUAAAGAGGUGAUCUACGGCGAUACGGGCGACCUCCAGGCGUACCUGGCCAACCGACACAAAGACCACCUGAAUAACUACAUCUUCCAAGGCGGACAGCACCCUCUGACCCUCAACGAGUCAAACCCAAACUCCGUGGAAGUGGCGGUGAGCGCGGACGCCGCCCAGACCAACGCCAAACCCAGAGGCCUGUGGAAGAAGUCCGUGGACACAAUGCGGCAGGGUGUCCCGGGCCCCGACAUGCUGUCCCCCGACCCCCGCAUCUCCAUGAAGACGCAACGAUACCUUCCGGAGGAAGCAGCUCACUCAGACAUCUCUGACUGCUCCAGCCGAGGAGGAGGCGGUUCGUACCAGGACCCAGAAAACAACAAGCACCUGAAGAACAAGGACGGAUUAAAAAAAAGACAGUUGACGUCGAAAUACCCGAGGGACUGCAGCGAAGUAGAGCUGUCCUACUUAAAGACUAAGCAGGGCAGCGGAGGGGGUGGAGGAGUGGGAGGACAGGGACAAGGACAGAUCUACACCAUAGACUCAGAACUCAAUCUCAACUCUGAUCCUUUACACUACCGCGAGAGUCGAGGCCUGGCCGCCGACGACCUGGACUACCCAGAGAUCUACUCUGACCACAACGACAACUACAGGAAGUGUCAGGAUCAGCCAAUCAUCCACCUCAACUCGUCCCCGCUGCACCACACCGACGUCGACCUGCUCCCGGACUCGACUUACUCUAAACACUACGGCGUGAAGGACAAGAGCUUGUCCCUGUCGCCCCACGAGACCAACGACCGUUCCAAACAGACCCACUGCCGUUCUUGUCUGUCCAAGUUCCCUGCCAGUAGCAGCUACACCCCGGGUCACUACACGCCCACAAACACCGCUUCUGUCGCCGCCGCCGCAGCCGCCGCCGCCGCCCGCUCGCCCUACAACCGCUGCGAAGCGUGCCUCCACACUGCUAACCUCUACGACAUCAGCGAAGACCAGCUGCUCCAGGACGCCCUGCUGACCAACCAGGGAAUGCAUCAACAUCAGGACGAGAUGUUCGGCCACUACUGGCCUCAGACGGACGGUCCGCAUGUCCAGAAGAGAAACCGCUUGCGUAUGUCCCGCCAACACUCGUUCGACAACAUCAUGCUGGAGAAGCCUAAAGAAAUAGAUCUGGGGCGUCCGGCUCGCUCCGUCAGCCUCAAAGAGAAAGACCGCUGCUUCCUGGAUGAUUCUCCCUACGCCAACCUUUUCAGCGUCCGCCAGGCCGACAAGCUGUUGGGCUCCAGGUCGAUGCUGUUCAACUUGGAGGAGAACAAACGGAGCAAGUCGCUGUACCCCGAACACGGCUCUGACAACCCCUUCAUGGCGUCUUCGCUGAGGGACGACGCGCGCCUCGUCCACGGACGCAGCUCCUCCGACAUUUACAAACAGCUGGGAGGAGGAGGAGGAGGAGGGCUCAAAACAUCGCAACGCAACGAAAACAAUCUGAGAUCCUCGGUCAAAUCCGCCGCUUCCUACUGCUCCCGGGACGGAGGACGGAUACCAGCCAAUGACAUGUACAUUACAGAGCAUGUGAUGCCUUAUGUAGCCAAUAAGACGAGUUCUUACUCAGCCGCACCGCGAGGGGUACUAAACUCAGCCCAGUUCAGCAAUAGACGGGUUUAUAAGAAGAUACCCAGUCUGGAGUCAGACGUUUAAUUCACUUAAUGAUUAUAAUUAUUAGUAGGUUAUUACGAAGUCUUUCUGCUGUGUUUUAUUAUAGUUUAUAACUAUCUACUAUCCACUUAGGAUGCCAUAGACACACUUAUUCUUCUUAUUCUGCUACUACAACUACUACUACUCACAUGUUAAGCCAGAUAUACGUACCAGGGGAGUUGAAGCUCUCUCUCUCUCUCUGCUGAUCUCUCUGUUCCUUCCAGGGGAGUUGAACCUCUCUCUCUACUAAUCUCUAUGUUCCUUCCAGGGGAGUUGUAGUGAGAGGUUAGGCCCGUCAUACGAUUCAUGGACAGACAGACAGACAGACAGACAGACAGACAGACAGACAGACAGACAGACAGACAGACAGACAGACAGUAGGAGAGGAAUAAGGAGAGAGAGAAAGAGAGGAGGAGGAAUCAGGAGAGAGAGAGAGAGAGAGAGAGAGAGAGAGAGAGAGAGAGAGAGAGAGAGGAGGAGGAAUCAGGAGAGAGAGAGAGAGAGAGGAGGAGAAGUAAUCAGGAGAGAGAGAGAGAUAGAAAGGAGGAGGAAUCAAGAGAGAGAGAGAGAGAGAGGAGGAGAAGUAAUCAGAGAGAGAGAUAGAGAGAGAGAGAGAGAGAGAGAGAGGAGGAGAAGUAAUCAGGAGAGAGAGAGAGAGAGAGAGAGAGAGAGAGAGGAGGAGAAGUAAUCAGGAGAGAGAGAGAGAUAGAAAGGAGGAGGAAUCAAGAGAGAGAGAUAGAGAGGAGGAGGAAUCAGGAGCGAGAGAUAGAAAGGAGGAGGAAUCAAGAGAGAGAGAUAGAGAGGAGGAGGAAUCAAGAGAGAGAGAUAGAAAGGAGGAGGAAUCAAGAGAGAGAGAUAGAGAGGAGGAGGAAUCAGGAGCGAGAGAUAGAGAGGAGGAGGAAUCAGGAGAGAGAUCGAGAGGAGGAGGAAUCAGGAGAGAGAGAGAUAGAGAGGAGGAGGAAUCAGGAGAGAGAGAUAGAGAGGAGGAGGAAUCAGGAGCGAGAGAUAGAGAGGAGGAGGAAUCGGGAGAGAGAUAAAUAGAGAGGGGGAGGAAUCGGGAGAGAGAUAAAUAUAGAGGAGGAAGAAUUAGGAGAGAGAGAGGAGGAAUCAGGAGAGAGAGAAAUAGAGAGGAGGAGGAAUCAGGAGAGAGAGAGGAGGAGGAAUCAGGAGAGAGAUAGAGAGGAGGAGGAAUCAGGAGAGAGAGAGAUAGAGAGGGGGAGGAAUCAGGAGAGAGAGAUAGAGAGGAGGAGGAAUCAGGAGAGAGAGAUAGAGAGGAGGAGGAAUCAGGAGAGAGAGAGAUAUAGAGGAGGAGGAUUCAGGAGAGACAUAGAGAGGAGGAGGAAUCAGGAGACACAUAGAGAGGAGGAGGAAUCAGGAGAGAGAUAUAGAGAGGAGGAGGAAUCAGGAGAGAGAUAGAGAGGAGGGGGAAUCAGGAGAUAGAGAUAGAGAGGAGGAGGAAUCAGGAAAGAGAGAUAGUGAGGAGGAGGAAUCAGGAGAGAAAGAGUUAGAGAGGAGGAGGAAUCAGGAGAGAGAGAGAGAGAGAGAGAGAGAGAGAGAGAGAGAGAGAGAGAGAGAGAGAGAGAGGAUGAAUCAGGAGAGAGAGAUAGAGAGGAGGAGGAAUCAGGAGAGAGAGAUUGAGAGGAGGUGGAAUCAGAAGCGAGAGAGAAAGAGACAAGAAGGAUUCGGGAGAGAAAGAGAAAGAGGGGACUAGGAAUCAGGAGAGAGAGAUGGAGAGGAGGUAGAAUCAGGAGAGAGAUAGAGAGGAGGGGGAAUCAGGAGAGAGAGAGAUAGAGAGGAGGAGGAAUCAGGAGAUAGAGAUAGAGAGGAGGAGGAAUCAGGAGAGAGAUAGAGAGGAGAAGGAUUCAGGAGAGAGAGAGGAGGAGGAACCAGGAGAGAUAGAUAGAGAGGAGGAGGAAUCAGGAGAGAGAUAGAGAGGAGGAGGAUUUAGGAGAGAUAGAUAGAGAGGAGGAGGAAUCAGGAGAGAGAUAGAGAGGAGGAGGAUUUAGGAGAGAGAGAUGGUGAGGAGGAGGAAUCAGGAGAGAGGGCGAUGGAGAGGAGGUGGAAUCAGGAGAGAUAUAUAAAGAGGAGGAGAAGGAGUCAGGUAAGAGAGAGAUAGAAACACGGAGAGGAGGAUGAAUCAGGAUAGAGAGGAGGGUGUAUCAGGAGAGAGAUAGAGAGGAGGUGGAAUCAGCAGAGAGAGAAAGACAGGAGGAGGAAUCAGGAGAGAGAGAUAGAGAGGAGGAGGAAUCAGGAGAGAGAUAGAGAGGAGGAGGAAUCAGGAGAGAGAUAGAGAGGAGGAGGAAUCAGGAGAGAGAUAGAGAGGAGGAGGAAUCAGGAGAGAGAGAUAGAGAGGAGGAGGAAUCAGGAGAGAGAUAGAGAGGAGGAGGAAACAGGAGAGAGAUAGAGAGGAGGAGGAAUCAGGAGAGAGAUAGAGAGGAGGAGGAAUCAGGAGAGAGAGAUAGAGAGGAGGAGGAAUCAGGAGAGAGAUAGAGAGGAGGAGGAAUCAGGAGAGAGAUAGAGAGGAGGAGGAAUCAGGAGAGAGAGAGAUAGAGAGGAGGAGGAAUCAGGAGAUAGAGAUAGAGAGGAGCAGGAAUCAGGAGAGAGAUAGAGAGGAGGAGGAAUCAGGAGAGAGAGAGGAGGAGGAAUCAGGAGAGAGAUAGAGAGGAGGAGGAAUCAGGAGAGAGAUAGAGAGGAGGAGGAAUCAGGAGAGAGAGAGAUAGAGAGGAGGAGGAAUCAGGAGAUAGAGAUAGAGAGGAGCAGGAAUCAGGAGAGAGAUAGAGAGGAGGAGGAAUCAGGAGAGAGAGAUAGAGAGGAGGAGGAAUCAGGAGAGAGAUAGAGAGGAGGAGGAAUCAGGAGAGAGAUAGAGAGGAGGAGGAAUCAGGAGAGAGAGAGAUAGAGAGGAGGAGGAAUCAGGAGAGAGAGAGAGAGAGGAGGAGGAAUCAGGAGAGAGAGAUAGAGAAGAGGAGGAAUCAGGAGAGAGAGAGAGGAGGAGGAAUCAGGAGAGAGAGAGAGAUAGAGAGGAGGAGGAAUCAGGAGAGAG